AUGCCCCCCAAGCGUCGUCGUGAGAAGACCCCCGAUGGGCGCGCAGUCCAGCCUCGCGUUGCCACCAACAAUGCUGCGACCGGCGCUGGAACCGCUGGGUCCGUCUCCAUUACCGACGCCGCUGGUGGUGCCCGCGUGGCCCAGUCGUCCAACCUCAACUUCGCCGUGACGCUCAACAACGAUUCGAACCAGAUCAUCCUGGACAAGCUUGCCGAGCUCGCCAACGCCAUUGCCGCACUCCAGCGCUCCCAGAAGACAGACGCCGAGUCCCACCGCACGGAAGUCGGAUCCCUUCGCGAGCAAGUCGAGUCCAUUGGCAAGCAGGUGGAGGAACAAGGACAGGCGAUCAAGUCCAUUCGUCGUGCCCAGACUAAGCAGGGACCGGUCCUCAAGCACCUCCUUUGUACCUCCGUGUCACAACGCCACAUUGGCAUGGUGCCAUCUAUUCAGUCCACCCCGAUACAUUCUACUAUAACUAGCCCGUACCGAGCCUAG
Messenger RNA from Vanrija pseudolonga, 495 nucleotides. RefSeq lists its product as uncharacterized. The record is from RefSeq and is a predicted model, not a curated record. The transcript has a single exon. The coding region runs from base 1 to 495 and encodes 164 amino acids. NCBI's taxonomy places the organism in Eukaryota, Fungi, Basidiomycota, Tremellomycetes, Trichosporonales, Trichosporonaceae.